GGAAGUAGUCCGAUCAUAACAAAUGCUAGCUCUCCGUUGACAUAUUUUUGCAACUUUAAAUGAGUUUCACGUUUGUUGAAUCGUAGAGGUUUCACAGUUAAUCAUCACCAAAGCGUGUAAACAUGGAGACGCCGGAGCCGGGCCCAGCGGACGGAGAGGAGCAUCUCGUGGAGCUGCGACCUCGGACGCGCUCCAACCCCGAAGGUGCCGAGGACCGCCGCAGCAGCACGGGCAGCCUCGGGGGGAACAGCAACCCCAACAACAACAACGUGUCUCAGCCGGCCGUGGGGAGUCGCGUGGAGGGAGAGGGCGAGGCGUCCAGCGCUCCCAGUUCCACGGCCGCGACCCUGUCGGUAGCGGCAGCUCAGGCCGUCGCCCCCGUCGCAUCGGCAGCCGCGGCGCCACUAGCUGCUGCGGCCAAAGAGAGGCCGAAGCCCGCGCAGCAGCCGCCCGCCGCGACGACCCCCAUCCCGCCGCCGGCAGAGUACCAGCUCAGAGUUCCACGUGUCAACUGUCCAGAGAAAGUGAUCAUCUGCUUGGACCUUUCCGAGGAGAUGUCUUCCUCAAACUUGGAGUCUUUUAACGGGUCGAAAACAAACGCCCUGAAUAUAUCCCAGAAGAUGAUUGAGAUGUUCGUCAGAACUAAACACAAGAUCGACAAACGGCACGAGUUCGCCCUGGUGGUGAUCAACGACGACGCUCUGUGGUUGUCAGGCUUCACCUCUGACCCCAGGGAGCUGUGCAGCUGUCUGUAUGACCUGGAGACCAAUGUGUGCGAGUCCUUCAACCUUGAAGAUCUUCUGAAUGUAAUUCGUCAGAAGAUCGAGCUGCCGUCGAUGGACAACGUCCAGACGGUCCCGCCUCCCUACGUGGUGCGAGCCGUGCUCGUCUACAGCCGCCACGCGGGGCGGCUUCAGUUCAGCCCGUCAGAGGCCGUCAGCAAGAUGCUGCAGUCUCCGUACUUCUUCCUCGAUGUGGUUUACCUCCACAACGGGGUGGAGGAGCAGGGGGAGGAGGCCAGCUGGAGGGACACCUAUACGUCGUUCUGCAACCUGGACUCGAAGGGCAUGUGCUAUCGCUUCGAGGUGUCCCUGAGCGGGGCGGCCAUCGAGCUGCACAACUGCAUGGCCAAGCUCCUGGCCCACCCUCUGCAGAGGCCCUUCCAGAGCCACGCCUCCUACAGCCUGCUGGAGGGGGAGGAGCUACAGGACGUCGAGGCGACGGUGUGAAACGUGGAACUCUCGCGACGUGGUUUAUGAAAAAGGGGGUUUUCUAAGUACACCUUUAUAACUGAAGGGUUUCACAUUGGCAAUACUUUGUACGGAUAUUUGUGAGAACGAGGUGGGGUCCUGAGGAGACAACAGAGUUUUAGCGGGUUACUUAACUCACGUGAUGUUUCCAUUAAGUCAGGAUUGUUCCAAGCCGUAAGAAGUAAUAACAUUAUUUGUUUUUUUGGGCUGUAACACUGCUGGAGGUGUCGUGGAUGUCAGAGUCCAGGUAGAAGGAAACAAGGAUGAUGAUUUAAAGCGUCUGGCUUUGUUUAACUUUCUCCCUUACACGACAUUGUUCUUUCAAAUCAUCGCCGCACCGAUCGGCCUUAAAGGGUGAGAACGGUGCACGCCUUCGUCUCAAACUGUCACACUGAUGUGUUCUGUAUCAGACGUCACAACUUCUGUCAUAUUUCCUUCCCGUUUACGUCAUAAUGUUCACCUUUUGUCGCCCGUUUUAAAUGUUUUUUUUGUUGUGAUUUGUGAGUUGUUUUUAUCUUAAUUUAAUUUGUCAGCCGUGUAUGUUUUGCAGACUAUGAAAGAAUGCACAUUCAUGUCGAAGUGGCCCCUCCUUGUGUUAGUGAUCUCUGACGUUGAUGGAUUGAUUGUGGAAAAGGCCCCAAACUGCCAGAGAAACACGUUGUACCGGUGAGCUCCUGCAUAUUAAAGAAAACACGUGUUGAA
Molecule: messenger RNA, 1952 nt
Organism: Pseudoliparis swirei
Lineage: Eukaryota; Metazoa; Chordata; Actinopteri; Perciformes; Liparidae
Gene: babam1
Product: BRISC and BRCA1 A complex member 1
Exons: 9
Coding region: 123-1229 (368 amino acids)
Biological process (GO): mitotic G2 DNA damage checkpoint signaling; protein K63-linked deubiquitination; positive regulation of DNA repair
Cellular component (GO): nuclear body; BRISC complex; BRCA1-A complex
Source: RefSeq, a predicted model, not a curated record